CGAGUAUAUGCAAAGGAGAGCAGCGCCGACGUCUCACGCGACUCAUGCAGCUGGACGAGUAUGCGAUGGUGGAGGCAACGUGGAAGAUGCGCUGCUCGUCCUCGUGGAACACGGAUGGGUCCUACCAAGCACAGUGCUCUUCGUCGUAGUGACAAAGCACCCUCGACUCAUAAAACGGCUCCGAGGGGGUAUUCCUAAGUCGCUCCGCCGUGCGUGGUGGGUGACCAUCGCGACCUCGGACAAUACUGGUGACAUGACGGCGCUUCUUGGACACCAUCCCACGAUAUUGCCCUUUCUUGACACGACCGGUCUGGACGGCAUCAUUCUCCGAGACCUUGACCGUACAUUUCCGUUGGAGCCGCUUUUUGCAUCGACACAUGGCCCCGCCCUUUUGGCAAACGUCCUCAAGGCCGUGUCCGUGCAUGUGCCUGAAGUUGGAUACUGUCAGGGCAUGAACUUCGUUGCCGCCAAGCUGUUGCUGUUGUGGACAUCCAUCGAUUCAUCCAUGUUGCAUGUGGAUCGAGACGCUUUUCAUGUCGUGUCGUUCGUCGUUCGCCGACAUUCCGCGCUGUGGUCCCCUGGUAUGGCAGGGCUGCGCAAACGUAUAUAUGCCCUGCAUAAGCUCAUGGCGCUCCACUUACCGCGGCUCAACAGCCACCUGCACUCGAUUGGGAUGCACGCUGGCUAUUUUGCCACGCAGUGGCUAGCCACGUUGUUCGCACGCAUCUUGCCGCUCGAAUUGUUCGCGCAUGUUUGGGACCGCUUCCUCGUUGACGGGAUGAAGAUGCUGUUCCGCGUCGCCUUGGUUCUACUCGAGUCGAUGGAGCCUGCCCUACUCAAGGCGUCCGACAUGAACGAAGCCAGCAUUCUGUUGUCGCGCAACCCGACACUACCCCUGGCGCCAUCCGACGCCACCUCGACGGACUGGUUUGUGCAGGCCGCCAUGCAAUUUAAAGUCACUCGGUCGAUCCUGGUCGACCUGGAGGACCAACGUCACGUAGAACUUGUCCACCGGUGGUCACAUGCUGCAGACAUCGCGAUAGGUUCCAGCGCUCAGAAGGACGACGACUUGUUCUACCCUGAAGUGGACCCGAACGCAUCCAACGACGUGUCGAACCGGAAACCCCUCGACAUGGACCAGUUGUGCCGCGACAUUCAAGGCCUGGACAUUGCGAUUGCGUCUGACGUAGCCGUCUUUCGACACAAGAUCGAACAAGUCCAUCGCGCUGCCGACGCCGCCGUCGUCGCGUACAUGUCUGCCGCCGCCAUGUUCACGGAAGCCAGUUACCGCUUGGACGAGCUCGUGGAAGAUCGAGAUGGCCCUUUCGAGGAUGACGACGAUGGCGACGACUGCGACGAACUCGUGACACAGGAGCCAUGGUACCGACGCGCAUUUGCGUGCUUUGACGUGGGUGGACGAAUGUUGAGCCACGUGAAACUUCGUGGGGAUGACAUGGACAGUGUUGGUCGUUUUCACGCGAGAAGCACGAGGGCGAGAAGGCGGUGGCGUCAGCAACGCAAGGAUACAGCCGAAGUAGAGUAUGCGACCCGCAGGCAGCAGUUGAUGAACGCGCAAAUUGAAAUGGACGAACUCCACACGUUCAAGACCAAAGUGACGGAGCAAUUCUUGGCAAUCCUUACAGAGUCUGAGCGAGACAAGACGGCAGUGCUCAAGCGCCACUUCGGGGACGACACCAGCCUUCGAUAAUGUACAAUAGAAACACGGGGUGGCCUAUAGAAAACACUUACAUCACCACAAGCUGAGGGGAAUCAGCGUCUUGACUCGCUCAAAGAGAGGGGCCAGACUUGGAGGAAUCGUCCUUGACGCGCCGCCUGUUCUGACUACACAGUCCUUCGAGUUCGCGAAGAGAAGCAUUCCAUCCGUCGACUCUUUUUCUAGGUACAUGCUGUCGCGCGUAGUUCGUCGAGGACGCUCUACCUAUCCCAAGGACUGCAUCUACCUGUGCCAGUUGCAUCCUCAACAGGCGCCAUUGACGGAGUCCUUGCUCCCGUGAGAAUGCGC
Messenger RNA from Aphanomyces invadans, 2023 nucleotides. RefSeq lists its product as hypothetical. NCBI's taxonomy places the organism in Eukaryota, Oomycota, Saprolegniomycetes, Saprolegniales, Verrucalvaceae. The transcript is spliced from 4 exons. The record is from RefSeq and is a predicted model, not a curated record. Bases 8 to 1708 code for a protein of 566 amino acids.